This is a messenger RNA of Haemonchus placei, 291 nucleotides long. Lineage: Eukaryota; Metazoa; Nematoda; Chromadorea; Rhabditida; Trichostrongylidae. The record is from the annotation of a GenBank genome assembly.
AUGGACACACGCUGGCUGUCGCUCGUCUCACCACUUCCACCACCGUUCUUCACUCUGCCACAUCCAUUACCGCAUCCAUUAAGCAUCGGCAAUAUGACGUUUCCUCCACGGAUUCCAUUUCUACCGCAUGUUGCUCCGUUGCGUAAAAAAGACAAAUCGAAGCAGUUUCUUGUUGAACAACUACUGCCUAGUGAAGAUGAAAAACAACCACCAUCACCAUUGGUUCAAUUCACCAAAUCACUUCCAACGGUAAGUUUAAAAUGUCAGAAUCUCAUUCCUCCAUUGUAUUGA